GGAGCGGAGCGGAUUGCGAAGGUGAAGGCGCAGUUGGCGGAGAAGUUCGACGUGCGCGAUCUGGGGGAGGCGACGUACUUCCUCGGGAUGGAGCUGACGCGCGAUAGGGAGGCGCGCACCCUGAAGCUGACGCAGAAGAAGCUGACGGGGGAGCUGGUCGGCCGUUACGGACUGGCGGACGCGCGAGCGCGUAGUGUUCCUCUUGGAACGGGGGACAAGUUAACGAAGGAGGGGGGAGCGAUCGUCGAUUACUGUAACACGGAUUACGCGGGAGACGUGGACACGAGAGAAUACACGACGGGGUACGUCUUCCUGAUCUACGGGGGGGGCAGUGAGCUGGUCGAGCAGGCUGCAGCCAACGGUGACGGCCUGGACAGUACGAGCGGAGUACAUGAGCGCAGCGCAAGCGAUUACGCGGGAGACGUGGACACGAGACAAUACACGACGGGGUACGUCUUCCUGAUGUACGGGGGGGGCGGUGAGCUGGUCGAGCAGCCUGCAGCCAACGGUGGCGGUCUCACAGUAGAGGCGGAGUACUUGAGCGCAGCGCAACCGGAGAAGGAGGCGUUGUGGUUUCGCAAGCUUGGGGGAGAUCUCGGGUUGGAUGUCGGCACAAUCCAGAUCUACUGCGACAACCAAGGAGCAAUUCGGCUCUUGAAGCACUCGAUCGCUUUGCAGCGGUCGAAGCACGUUGACGUGAUUCAUCACUUUGCACGGGAGCGCGUGGCACGCAAGGAGGUCGCGUUCGCGUACUGCAGGACGGAGGACAUGAAGGCGGACAUCAUGACCAAAGCGCUGGCACCGGGGAAGUUGAAGAAGUGCAAGAGCCUGAUAGGAGUCAUAUAG
This is a messenger RNA of Klebsormidium nitens, 846 nucleotides long. Lineage: Eukaryota; Viridiplantae; Streptophyta; Klebsormidiophyceae; Klebsormidiales; Klebsormidiaceae. The record is from the annotation of a GenBank genome assembly.